AUGGACCCCCUGGAGAACAAUCAUAGCGUCAUCAGGAAUCAGGGCAUCGUGGGCUUAAGUAUCCACAGCACCUCGGACACCCUGGUGGUGACUUCGUACCUCUUAUUGGUUCUGUUCUUCGGGCUGUGGAUGGGCAUUUCCACUUUUUCUGCAAAUAUCGGCAGUGGCCACUAUAUGGGCCUGGCUGGGGUAGGUGCAACUUCCGGAAUUGCAGCUGGAGCCCUUGAGUGGAAUACUAUAUGUAUGUACUAUAUUCUUGGUUGGAUAUUUGUUCCCAUCUAUAACAAGGCUGAGGUGGUGACGUUGCCGGAAUAUUUGAGGAAGAGGUUUGGCAGCCUUCGGAUCCAGUUGUUCUCCUCUUUCUUUUCCUUGGUUGUCUACAUCUUCAGCAGGAUCUCGAUGGAGAUCAGCUUUGGUGCCAUGUUCUUGAAAAUGGUUUGGGACACAGAUAUUUACCAGACAAUGCUAGUUUUGCUGACCAUUACUGGCAUUUAUACCAUCACAGGUGGCCUGGCAACUGUGGCUUAUGUUGAGACCUUACAAGCUGGUAUUAUGCUUCUGGGCUCAGUCUUGUUAACGAUUUAUGCCUUUCGUGAAGUGGGAGGAUAUCAGGGGCUGGUGAAAAAGUACCUCCACGCCAUCCCAAGUAAGACACAGCAGGGAAACUGGACAGCCAAGCCACAGUGCUAUAUGCCUCGUCGGGACGCUUUCCACAUCUUCCGAAGUUUUGGCUCUGGAGACAUCCCCUGGCCUGGACUCAUCUUAGGUGCCACUGCGGUCUCUUUGUUCUAUGGGUGUGCUGAUCAGGUUUCUGUCCAGAGGUUCCUGGCAGGAAAGAGCAGGCUUGACAUGCAAGGUGGCUGCCUCUUGGGUGGGUACCUGAAGCUGCUGCCCAUGUUCUUCAUGGUGAUGCCAGGGAUGGUCAGCCGCAUCUUGUUCCCAGAUCAAGUGGCCUGCGCCGUCCCUUCAGAGUGUCAGAAGUACUGUGGCAGACGGAGCAGCUGUAGUGCCCUGGCUUAUCCAGUGCUGGUGAUAGGCGUGAUGCCUUCUGGCCUAAAAGGCUUUAUGCUGUCCACAUUGUGUGCCUCCAUCAUGUCCUCCCUGAGCUCCGUCUUCAACAGCUCCAGUGCCCUCUUCACCCUGAACAUUUACACGUGGAUCCGGCCCCUGGCCACUGAGAAGGAGCUCAUGAUAGCUGGAAGGUUUUUUGUUAUAAUCUUGCUCUCCGUCACCAUUGUCUGGAUCCCCACUAUAGAAAUGGUCUCCAGUGAGGUACUGUUUGAGUACAUGCAGGUUCUCAAGAGCUGCCUGACACCGAGUGUGGCUGCUGUCUUUCUGCUCGCUGUAUUUUGCAAGAGAGUCAACGAGCAGGGUGCCUUCUGGGGGCUGGUUUUGGGAACCACCAUUGGAGCCUUUCGACUGCUGGCUGAGUUUUUCUAUGGACCCUCAACCUGUGAGGGAGGCCGUGCGUGCCCCACGCUCAUCUGUGGCCUCCAUUACCUCUAUUUCGGCUUCUUCCUCUUCCUGGUGACUCUCCUUACCACACUGGCCGUCUCCUUAGCCACCAAACCAAUUUCGGAUGUGCAUCUCCAUGGUCUCUGCUGGAGUUUACGCAACAGCCAACAGAGGAGGGUGACUUUAGGAAAAGAGAUGAGAUGGAAGAUCUUUCCCAGUUCCACAUUCCAGCAAGGCAUGUUUGGGGAGACCAAUACCUGCUUCUGGAAGUUCUGGGACUUGUUCUGUGGUCUUGACGCACAGGCAAAAACCAAGAUAGGCCCUGAGAAUAUCACCGAGGAGAAGAGAAAGGCAACCUGGGAGCAGAUGGGGUCCAGUGACACGUCCACCAGCUUGGAGAUUCUGGCCAGGAGAAUGGCAGCUAGAAAGAGCGAGGAACACCAAGAGAAGAUGAAAGACUGGAGUGACAUACCAGAGAGCCCCUUCUGGAAGAGAGUCGUGGAUGCCAGCGGAAUCCUGUUGUUUGCCCUUCUGAUGUUUGUUCACGUUUACUAUGCUUGA
Molecule: messenger RNA, 2016 nt
Organism: Chionomys nivalis (European snow vole)
Lineage: Eukaryota; Metazoa; Chordata; Mammalia; Rodentia; Cricetidae
Product: sodium/glucose cotransporter 1-like
Exons: 14
Coding region: 1-2016 (671 amino acids)
Biological process (GO): sodium ion transport; transmembrane transport
Cellular component (GO): plasma membrane
Molecular function (GO): D-glucose:sodium symporter activity
Source: RefSeq, a predicted model, not a curated record